AUGGCUGCAAGAUUAAUUCAAAAGAUUUUGAAAAGUAUUGGAGUUAAUGCUUCCCGUUUUGGACAGGAGCGCUUGACUGAUUCAGCAGUCCACGUCAAGGUUAGCACUGCCCCCACAUCAGCUCGCGGCUUUGCAUCUGGUUCCAGAAAAGUCACUUUAAUUCCUGGUGAUGGCAUUGGCCCUGAAAUCUCCGCUGCUGUGCAGAAGAUUUUCACCACUGCCAAUGUACCAAUUGAAUGGGAAUCGGUGGAUGUGACACCAGUUAUGGGCCCCGAUGGCAAAUACGGCAUUCCUCAGGCAGCUAUUGAUUCGGUGAAUACAAAUAAAAUUGGCUUGAAAGGUCCCUUGAUGACCCCAGUUGGCAAAGGUCAUCGCUCAUUAAAUUUGGCCUUACGUAAGGAAUUCAAUUUGUACGCUAAUGUGCGGCCCUGUCGCAGUCUGGAAGGCUACAAAACCCUUUACGACGAUGUCGAUGUGGUGACAAUCCGUGAAAACACCGAAGGUGAAUACUCCGGCAUUGAGCACGAAAUUGUUGAUGGUGUUGUACAGAGUAUAAAACUGAUCACUGAGGAGGCGUCACAGCGAGUCGCCGAAUAUGCCUUCCAAUACGCCAAGGCCAAUAACAGGAAGAAGGUGACCGUAGUGCACAAAGCUAAUAUUAUGCGCAUGUCUGAUGGUUUGUUCUUGCGUUGCGCGCGUGAUAUGGCCGAAAAAUACCCGGAAAUUCAGUUCGAAGAACGUUACUUGGACACUGUGUGUUUGAACAUGGUGCAGGAUCCCAAAAAAUAUGAUGUCUUGGUAAUGCCCAACUUGUAUGGUGAUAUUCUUUCUGAUAUGUGCGCUGGUCUCGUUGGUGGAUUGGGCCUAACCCCAUCUGGCAACAUGGGUUUGAAUGGUGCACUAUUCGAAUCUGUUCACGGUACUGCGCCUGAUAUUGCUGGCAAGGAUUUGGCCAACCCAACUGCUUUAUUGCUGUCGGCUGUUAUGAUGUUAAGACACAUGGAGUUGAAUGAGCAUGCUGAUAAGAUCCAACAUGCCUGUUUCGAGGUGCUCAAGGAGGGCAAACAUUUGACUGGAGACUUGGGUGGCAAGGCCAAAUGCUCAGAGUUUACAAAUGAAAUUUGUGCUAAACUGUGAAGUGAAUGAAUACAACUAUUCGCUAUAUACACUAUUCUUCAUCGUGUCGUGUAUAUACGCCAAUUUCUGAUUGGAACACUAAAUGAUACCCACUGCUGCUUUAC
Bactrocera latifrons is the source of this 1241-nucleotide messenger RNA. RefSeq names its product probable isocitrate dehydrogenase [NAD] subunit alpha, mitochondrial (gene Idh3a). NCBI's taxonomy places the organism in Eukaryota, Metazoa, Arthropoda, Insecta, Diptera, Tephritidae. The transcript is spliced from 7 exons. The record is from RefSeq and is a predicted model, not a curated record. The coding region runs from base 1 to 1137 and encodes 378 amino acids. Gene Ontology annotation, cellular component: mitochondrion. Gene Ontology annotation, molecular function: isocitrate dehydrogenase (NAD+) activity; magnesium ion binding; NAD binding. Gene Ontology annotation, biological process: tricarboxylic acid cycle; isocitrate metabolic process.